This is a messenger RNA of Anolis carolinensis (green anole), 3747 nucleotides long. RefSeq names its product interleukin 11 (gene il11). Gene Ontology annotation, cellular component: cytoplasm. NCBI's taxonomy places the organism in Eukaryota, Metazoa, Chordata, Lepidosauria, Squamata, Anolidae. Gene Ontology annotation, biological process: positive regulation of cell population proliferation; positive regulation of MAPK cascade. The transcript has 5 exons. The record is from RefSeq and is a predicted model, not a curated record. The coding region runs from base 668 to 1243 and encodes 191 amino acids. Gene Ontology annotation, molecular function: cytokine activity; growth factor activity.
GUGAGUCAAGAUGUGUCACCGUUUGAAAAAAAAAAUACACGAGCCUAGACAAGACCCGGGUGUAUAUAAAGACCAAUUUGUAAGUGAUGUAAAACACACACUUGCACAUAUACAAAUACUGGACAGUUCAAAGCUGCUCUGAAUGACAUUUUUUAACAAAAUUAAUUUUGUGUUCUCCCAUUAUUUUUUUAAAAAGCUUUUUUGUUUUUGUUUUUUAGCAAACAGGACAGGAGACAAUUUGGGAGAUCAUACUUUUUUAAAAAAGGUGUUCCUUUUUAUUGUUAUUUAUUUAUUUAUUUAACCUUCCUAUUUAUUUAUAUUUAUUUAUUUACCUAUUUGAUUAUUUAUUUAUUUAUCCACCCAGAGAAGCUAUUGUCAUCUUGCACAUUUUGGGAGGUUGUGUGUGCUUGUUAACUCAUCUACCUCAAAGGACAGAAUUUUUUUAUUAUUAUUAUUUUGCAAAAGUAUAGAACAGGUGUGGUGUGGAGAAGGCAUUUGCAGCCCAAAGAAAACUUUUUAAACUCUUCUCACAAUAUACAAAUUCCCAAUUAAAACCCUUAGAAGAAUAACACCAACCUAAAACCAAGAAGGACUUUUUUUUCCUUUUUUUCCAAGAAGGGGGAAUUUAAACUCAGGGAAAAGAAACCCUCAAAUCUUCUCCAAAAACAUGAAAAACUGUUUGUGCCAAGUCUUAGUGGUGCUGCUAAGUCUGUGUGAAGGACCCUGGGCUGCACCACGACCAAAGCCUUUCGACCCCCGUAUUGAAUUUGAUUCUAUUGUCAACCUGGCAAGAAACCUGCUGAGUGAUACCAAGAGCCUCUUUAACCACUUUAAAACCCGUUACCCAGCAGAGGGUGAGCACAAGUUGGAAACACUACCUGUUUUGUCCAUGAAUGCAGUGGAACUUGCCAAUAUUCAGGUCUCUGGGGGUCUCGCCCGGCUCAGCUCAGACUUGCAGUGCUACCAACGUCACUUUGAGUGGCUACGGAAAGCAGCAACAUUGUUGCGGCCCAUGGAGCAUGACAUCGGCACUGUGCACAACCGGCUUGACCGCCUGCUGAAAAGACUGGAGCACCUGAUGGCAAAACUCAGCCUCGCCCGGCCCAAUGACCCUCUGCCAACCCUCCCAGCUCAUGGCACCCACUGGUCUGUGGUUCAGGCAGGCCAUGCCAUCGUCCACUCAUUUCACCUUUAUCUAGACUGGGCAGCACGUGUGCUGGUUCUGAUCCGGAACAAGCUGUGAGCCACAGGAAAACACCACCACCAUGGAUAUUUUGGAAAGCCUCCUUUUGGACCUGGAACUCUUGGAUGCUGCUUUAGCAAAAGCCACAAAGGAGGGUGCAAGGAAGUCUAUAAGAUGGAACACCACUGGAUUCUUUCUGUAAGGGGUGCUGCUGGGUGGGAGGACCUAAGACUUUUGGCCAGCUCACACUUUCUCAUAAGGGGAGACCAUGGUGGAAAAAGAAGGAACUUCUUUGAUCUUGAAACGACCAUUGCAUCUCUUCAUUCCCAAUAUGUGCUUUAGGAGAGAAUUGAGGACUUGCUAUUUGUCUUUCUUCCAAAGUUUUCCCCCCUCUCUGCCAUUGAAGCACUAACAUCUGAAUGAUACGUAUUGGUCUGUGAUAUGUAUAGAUGAAUCCUUUUUGGGAUAUAGUUUGUAGGAUUACUGCUUUGAAAAGAUGAGAGACAUCUUGUCCACCUUUUCUGAUCUUUCCCUGCCACGAGUAUAAACUACAAAUCCACUCAGUUUGUUAUGAUGAAGAGACGUGACUACAGUAGACUGAAAUGUUUCUCCCAUCUAGAUGAAUUGUGCUCAGAAACAUUUCCCAGAAUCCUUCAGUAGAACUAGGAAUCUUGUGGCCUUUGGACUAAAAGGGAAGAACUCCUUGAAGUGAGAAUAUUUAAAUCUCAAAAAGAUGUGACCAUGCAUUCACUAACCUGCUCCCUACAUUCAUAAAUAGCCUCUGCCAAAUUCUCCUGACCAGCCUUCAGGAAAAAAAGUGCAAGCGAAAGCAGCAGCUAUAACUCAACACAGAAUUCACUGGCUUUAGAAUGUGCUCAAUGGCAUGCCCCAUGCUGUGUUGGAGCCUAUGUGUGCACAUACCUUUGUUCAACUGAAAUGUCACAGUCUCCCAGCCUCAGAGGAAGACAAAGACAGACUCGCUCUGAACAAAUCUUGCCAAGAAAUCCCUGUGAUAGGUUUGUCUUAGGAUCACCAUAAGUUGGAAUGACUUGAAGGCACACAAUGCACACAAAACCAUGUUGCCAUCUUGAAAAAAGUAUACUCCGCCCUUCUUAUAAACAAAACUUGUGGGUUUGCAUCUGAGAGUCUAAGAUGUUUCAAUAAGUCCAGUAUCUUUUGUCUCUAUUUAGGAGAGAACUUCCAUCUUCUUCUCUUUCAAUUUGCUAAGUAAUAAGUUAUGUUUCCAAGUUGUUUCACUUCCACAGUACGGCUGAGAUGUUGGACAACUUUAUCAUCCCCAAAAGAGAGAACAAAGUUUCAUGCUAAACCUAUUUAAUUCAGAGCAUGAAAAUGAAAAUUUCUGGAUGCAUCACUUCUAAGAUGGUGCUAAAUUGAGACUUCCAUGCAUAACCUGAUGCCUUCCAAAUGUGUCAGGCUACAAUCCCACUAUUGCUCAGGCAGGUGCUUGGGAUUAUAGUCUAACCUCUGGAAGGCAUCAGAUGGAAAAUCCUUGUCUGGAAGCAAUGCGCCUCCUUCAAUAUUGUAUUUUUCACAUGUGUAUUUCAUGCCCAUUGAUCAGCCAGCUAAUUAAACUUGAGAGUUUUAAAAUGCCGGAAAAAAACCUUUUAAAGGGACCUUUUAGAAGGGCGGGGGCACCUUUUGUUACAGUGAUAGUAGAAAUAGAAUUUAGUCUAGGUUAGACUACAAAAUUAUUUUCAUGCUCCACAACAAAAAAAUUUCAAAAUAUAAUGCAAGGCAUGCUUUCCUUUACCAGCAGUGCCCCCUGGUGGAUCAUCUUUAUUUUUUAGUAAAUAAGACAAGACUAGAUUAUUUUUGAAAUAAAGAUGCAAAAAAGGACCAGCCCGGUUCAAAAUGAUUUUGGAAUGACAAGUAAUUUUCACUUGUAAUGUUAGCAUGUGUAGCCCAUAAUGCUGACUUUAGGCCGGAUAACUCUUUACAAUGAAAAAAUUCAAAACAUGACGUAAAUUACCUUCUGCUUUAGAUAUCUAUGUGUGGAUUGAGAAAUCUACAUUGUUGUUUAUUUUUUGCAAAGAGAAGUUCAACCCAGAGAGAAUUCCAUUUAAUGCAAGGGACAGGCAACCUGUCCUCUCCUAGGUCAACUCUAAUUCCCAUCUGAUCAGCCAGCAUAGCCAGUGAUCAAGUAUGAUGGGAAUUGUAGAGCAGCAUUAUCUGAAAACACACCCCUUCCCUGCCUGUUUCAAUGUCUGUUGUUAGCAGCCAGCCAGCCACCCAUUUCAGACAGUUAUCAUCAACAUUACUUGCUUCUGAAUAUUUAAAAAAAGCCAUUAGGUUUCUUACUUGUAAGUUAUUUUUUUAAUUUAUCUAUUUCAAGUCUGGGUCAUUUUCUUAAUUAUUGUUGUCCUCAUUGUGGUUAUUAUUAUUAUUAAUAUUAAUAUUUUAUGUUAUUUUAUUUUGAAUGUCUUCCAAGUAUUUAUUGACCAGAUCUUCCUUUCUUUCUCGUCCUGCUUUCAUUGUCUUUUCUUUUGUACUAAGAAAAGAUUUUUUAAAGAGUUGAGGGAACUACAUUUGAAAUAAAAAGUUAA